Messenger RNA from Xyrauchen texanus (razorback sucker), 4630 nucleotides. RefSeq names its product XK-related protein 8-like. Lineage: Eukaryota; Metazoa; Chordata; Actinopteri; Cypriniformes; Catostomidae. The record is from RefSeq and is a predicted model, not a curated record. The coding region runs from base 1624 to 2658 and encodes 344 amino acids. The transcript is spliced from 3 exons. Gene Ontology annotation, cellular component: plasma membrane. Gene Ontology annotation, biological process: apoptotic process involved in development; phosphatidylserine exposure on apoptotic cell surface; engulfment of apoptotic cell.
UCAUUUAACAAUGCUUUAUCUAAUUAUUUUAUAUAGAUUUAUCAUAUGUACUUUCCUUCCUUUUCAUUUUGAUGGAUGUUGGUAAUAUUAGUUCCACUUCCACUUGUUGCUGUUGGGAGUGUAAUAAGGGCGACACGCUCUCUCGUGAGGUAAACAAAUGACACGAGAAUGGAGGAAGAGCACUUCAUUUCAUUUAAUACAAUUGUUUGAAUUGUACCCCAUCUUGUAUUCUGCAUUAUUAUUAUGAUAGCUGUGCCUGGCAGAGACUAAGAUGCUGCUGCCGCAGAUGAUAAUAAAAACUGCUUCACGCAGGACGCCGGUGUAGUGUACUGAAGCACUUAGUGUUAGUACGGAACUUAAAAAUAUGCCCAUGAGCUAAGAUGUUGAUUUAUUGUUUGAACUUUAAUCAUUUAUAUUGUGUAUUAGAGAACUAUAUUCUGAUGAAAAAUUAUCAUUUGCAUUUUGCUUAAAGGUGCAGUAUGUAAGAUUCAGAAAGCCUUGUUAUUAAUGACACCUGCGGCCAUUAAUUGAACUGCAGUCAGCUGCCUGUUGCUCGUGCUCAAGCUCCUGCUAACACAUCAUAGGGAUGCGAGCAUCGGCCAAAACAAUGAUGUAACAUACAAAGAGACGGAACGUGAUUCACCGGCAUCAUGAUGACAGAUGAGGCAGCAUAAUUAAAAUUACACAGUUAUGAUUGUUUUACUUCAAACUUUGAUAUUUGACUCUCCAGUGCUGGAACAGGGCUAAAACAAAGUGUGGAUAUAGGUCUGACUAUGCAAGACUGUAGUUUUAAGUAAUCUCUUUUCUUUGCAUGAUACAUUGACUGCAUUUAUACGAUAGCUAAUGUCGGCGUUAACUAGCUAGCCAGCUUUAUCAAUAGCUGUUAGCUAAAUUUGGUGGAUGAUGUGAGUAGCUGUUUAUAAAAUAGUACAUUAUAAAUAUGUUGACACAAUUCAGUAUUGAUGUGAUUCCAUCACAUUUGAUAUAUCGAUGCGCUGUUGUUUUAAAAUAAUAGAUUGUAUAUUUUCUGUUUAAUAAAGUUACGUUACGCUAAUGAAUGGAGCUUUUUGCAUUAUCUUGAACAUUAUCUAGCAUUCAUUUCAUGUGUUAUUGUAGUUUACCUUGCUGAAUAAUUACAGAUUGAUAUUGAUUAUGACAGUUACUGUGCAGGCAAGAUCAAGUUUGCUAAAAUUACACAGAUCAAUCCUUAUGACACUAUAUUUCACAUGCUUUACAGUUAUGUAAAUGUGCCUGUCCAAUAAGAAGAAUGCCAAUUCAGGGUUGAUUUUGAUCCCCAAAACAGAGUGAAGGUCCCUCCAGGAAUCAAAUGCCCUGCCGAUGUUCACUCUAGUUUUCCCUCGACCACAAUCACGUUUCCGCUUAGCCAGACGGGAUUCAGUAGAUAAAUUGUUAUUUGUUUUGUUAUUUUGGCUUAUUCUGAGUUUGUGUAGGAUUCAGUGUUGUGCUGGGAGCCGGACGUUUGCUGGAUUCCAUCUCUAAGAUUAUGUUACCUAGUGUUGCAGUUUGUUGUCGCUGUUGAACAGCGGAAGCAAGGCUCUUGGGAGCACGCAUAAACGUCACAUCCUUUGGAUUUUCCAGGCAAAAGCCACCUGCUCCUUUUGCAUGAAAAUCCAUCUACAGGCUUUAAUAGGCAACCUAGGAAGUCUGGGAAGGGCUAAUUGUUUAAGUUGCGUUACAAGCCGUUCACACAUUGGCAAAAAAAGGCACAUAUCAGCCAUAUGGCAGGGCUUUCGUGUGUGGUGUCGAGGGGGAUGUGGGUCUGAGUAUGCAGUUUAUCUGACCCAUGACCUCAGCAUGCUGCGUCUCAUUGAGACCUUCUGUGAGAGCGCACCGCAGCUCACCCUCAUGACGUACAUCAUGCUGCACUGCAACCACGCAAGGAUUGUCCAAUGUGUUAGUGUUGUCGCCUCCACAACUUCAAUAGCCUGGAUGGUGGUAGAUUAUCAUCGAUCCCUUCGUUCAUUUCUGCCUGACAAGGACAAACAAGGUUGGACAUCCGCCGUGGUCUACUUCCUCUGGAACCUCUUUUUGAUUGGCCCGCGUGUGGCAUCGGUUGCUCUCUUUGCUUCUGUGUUGCCCUGCCACAUUGCUGGUCACUUUCUGUCUCUGUGGCUCGUGUUUCUCUUAUGGGCCUGGAAGCAGGGUACCGAUUUCAUGGACAGCACCAUAGGGGAAUGGCUCUACCGGGCCACCAUAGGCCUCAUCUGGUACUUCAGCUGGUUUAACGUGGCCGAAGGGCACACAAGGGGCAGAAGUGUCAUCUACCACACAUUUAUGAUCACCGACAGUGGAAUCCUAUUGGUCACGUGGUGGUUUUACAGAGAUGCUGAGUUGACCCAGACGUACGGCCUUAUACUAAUCAUUUCAAUCCCUCUCGUUUAUGUUUUGGGCCUACUGAUAAAGGUUCUCUACUAUUGCUGCUUUCACCCCAAGCUGUGGCGGCAGAUGGAGUUGGGAAAAGCCGCAGAUGAUGUAUCUGAUGCAGCGGUGACAUUUAAAGAUAUUCAGACUGAUGGUGCUGCUUUUCAAGUCUUGAAUAAGAGGAUGGGCAAACACGCUGCUAACUUUUACAGAACCGAGUCCUCCUCUGUGGUUAAAUCAAAUGGAUGUGAAGCAAGAAAUGUAUCAGUACUGUAAAUACCAAUGGAAUAGCUUGUUUAACCGUUUUGUUACAGACAGUUCACCUUAUAGUUGUGAAUUAUUGUAUCAUAUUUUAUUGUCUUUUGGGUAAUGUUGCAGUUAAACUGAAACCAGCUAUUAAACAGUGUUUGUUUUAAAUGAUUACCGCACCCAAAAAUGUACUUGCCCUAAUGUUGUUCCAAACACAUGUGACUUAUUACUUCCAUAGAAAGAAAAAGAUGUUUUGAAGAAAACUUCCUGUCUUUGGUAUUAUAAAAUAGAAAUAUGUAAUUAUCUUUAAUAUAAAAUAUAACAACUCCAAAAAACUCCAACUGCCAAAACUGUUUAUGUCUUUGCACAUUUUGUGCAUGUGUACGAUUCUCACAAGUCUUACUGACAUUAAGCUCAAAAGUUUCACUUAAUUAAAUUAUUAUUUCACCCAAAAAAUGAAAAUUAUGUAAUUUGCUCACCCCUCAUUUGACUUAUUCUUCGAGGGAACACAAAAGAAGGUGUUUUGGAGAAUAUCCAUGUUGCUCCUUUCCAUUUAAUAAGAUUUAAUGGGGAUGAAUGCUUUUGAGCUUUCAGAUAAAUGGUGCUUUUAUGGUGAGUCCCUGGUUACUCUAUGCUUUUGUUGAAUGAUUCCUUUAAAUGUUUUGGAUAUGGUAAAGAGGAAAUGGGUACUUUGGUUAGUUGGCACAACUAAUGUGAGACUAAAUGCAAAGUCAUGCUUUAGUGAAUGACAACUAUCCUUUCUAUAGUAUUUUAAAAAAAUUGUUGUAUGUGAGCAUCUAUAAUGUAAAAGAUUGUACCUUAGUCAUGGUGCCAUGAGUUAUGUGCAUGUGUCCGGUUCUGAAAAUUUCAUGUGUAAUGUAGCUAUUCUGUCACUUUUCAAAAAAAUCAAUAAUGGAACACAAAUGGAGUUUUCAUAAUUUAAAACCAAUUCUAAUGAUAUUAAAAUAAUUUAAUCUUAUUUAAUUAUUAAUAGGCUUGUUUGAUCUCAUUUGGAAUGGUUACAAAUUAUGAUUGAAAUCAGCAUCCCAAUGGGAUUUCUUUCACAAGGAUGUGUUUGUUGGUAUCAUUGUGUCAAAGACUAUAUCUAAGUACACUCAUAUACUUUUGUAAACACUUAUUAUUAUUAUUAUUGAUAUUUAAUUACAUCAAUAUUAUAACAGUAAUCUUGUGAAGUGACUUGAAUGUCCUUUAAGCUUGUUUGUAACUAUAAAAUAAAAGACACUGAAGAGAUUUCAAAUAGUUCAAACACACAAUGUUCACUUUCAUGUUUAGUUUUUCACUAUGUGACUCAGUUCAAAUGUAUGACACCUGUUUUUAAACGCUCUCUUAAUAUUUUAACGUGUUAUCUGAAGGAUCUGAAAUUCUUUAAAGCAACCUGUGUGCUGCUUUGAGAGAGCAAAUUAAGUUAUGUUGUUUCUUUAUUUCUUUUAGUUUAAUUUAUAUUUACUCAUUCUUUUCUCCCCAAAUUUGGAAUGCCCAAUUCCCACUGCUUAGUAGAUCCUCGUGGUGGCACGGUUACUCACCUCAAUCUGGGUGGUAGAGGACAAGUCUCAGUUGUCUCCGCUUCUGACAUGUGGAGGCUCAUGCUACUCUCCGGGAUCCACGCACAUCUUAACAUGCGCCCCACUGAGAGCGAGAACCACUAAUCGCGACCACGAGGAGGUUACCCCAUUGGCUCUACCCUCCCUAGCAACCGGGCCAAUUUUGGUUGCUUAGGAGACCUGGCUGGAGUCACUCAACACACCCUGGAUUCAAACUCGCGACUCCAGUGUGGUAGUCCGUGUCAAUACUCGCUGAGCUAUCCAGACCCCCGAAUCAUUUCUUUAUUUUUGUUUUAUAAAUUCCUUUUGACUUGCUUAUUGCAUUUUAUGUUGUUUCUUGCUAUGCUUUUAUGCUGUUGCUAUAAUCUUAUGUGUGCUGUAUUGUCUUAAGUUUGAGUUAACAGUUUUCUCCAUUUCAAUAAACUGCACAUUUUUUA